Messenger RNA from Trichosurus vulpecula (common brushtail), 1011 nucleotides. It is a transcript of the gene STPG1, whose product is annotated as sperm tail PG-rich repeat containing 1. Gene Ontology annotation, cellular component: female pronucleus; germinal vesicle; male pronucleus. The record is from RefSeq and is a predicted model, not a curated record. NCBI's taxonomy places the organism in Eukaryota, Metazoa, Chordata, Mammalia, Diprotodontia, Phalangeridae. Gene Ontology annotation, molecular function: chromatin binding; histone binding. Bases 1 to 1011 code for a protein of 336 amino acids. The transcript is spliced from 8 exons. Gene Ontology annotation, biological process: epigenetic programing of male pronucleus.
AUGGCCACUUUGGAAGGUGAAACCUGCAGAAGAUCCAGAACUUUUAAGAAGAUACAAAAAGGUUACACUGGAGCAUAUCCAAAGCAAUCUUCCAUUCCUUAUAAAUUUCGGACCAUAGUAAUCCCGGAUGCAGAAAGAAAAGGAUUUAACAGUCAAAGCAAAAGAUUUUAUAGUAAACUGGAUGAAAACCCAGGUCCAGGUUUCUACAACGUCAUUCACCAGUCUCCAGAGUUCAACAGUGUCUCACUGUCAAAGAAAGGGACAGUAGGUUUUCCAUCUUCGGAUGGCCGACUGCCCAUGAAGAUUCCCGAUUACCCUGCAGCCAAUGCCUACAACCUUCCGUCCAGUUUGAUUUCGAAGAAAGACUUUAGCAAUGCAUGCUCUCACAUGUUCCACCCUCCCUUUUGUGAGAAAAUCUCCAAAUGGCUCACCCCAGCACCCAAUCAUUAUAAUACCACAGUAUUUCUCAACAAGGAACGGGAUAAUUUGUGUAUUCCUGCUGCUCGGGCUGGGUUUUUGUCCAACACCCCAAGGGGGUUUACACCUACUAGACAAAAGCGGGUACCUUCCCCAGGGCAUUACGAGGUUAAUGAGACCCUGGUGAAGGAGGCCCCUAAGCUUCUCGGGUGUGGUUUCAAGUCAAAAACUGUUCGAGAAACGAAGAUAACAUCUUUUGUCCCUGGGCCCGGCUCCUACGAUCCUAAUGUACCCAUCAAAGCUCCCCCAAGGAAGAGCAUUACCCCGAAAAAGUACACACUGACCUUCUCUGCAUUCCCACUGCCCCCUCUGCCAAAGCCUCUUGUUCCAGGCCCUGGUCAAUAUGAUAUUGUGAACUAUGAAGGCCCCUCCAAGCAUUACAUCUCCAGUGCCACGUUUGUGUCCAACACGAGUCGGUGGUCAGUGAACACGGGCAAGAAUAGUCUUCCGGGGCCAAGUACUUACAAUCCCGAAUUCCCUGGAAAACAGUCCUUCAUCUACAACAGUGACAAGAAAUGGAUCCCUGUUUUAUAA